UUUUCUGACAUCGUCUUAUCUUGGCAUAAUUAAUGGUUGAUCCAUCCAAUUGGUCUACAGUUUUAAGUAACAGCAAAGUACACUGAACGUCUGCCAAGAAAACAUUAAGGAAAUAAUGAGACAUAAGUCGGUGCGAUGUUAACAAAGGUUUUAUGUGUUUUGGUGAUUGUCAGUGUGUGUGUUGGUGAUUAUGUGACUGAUGAUGACUAUGUGGACGCGGUUAUUGAUAUGCUGUUGAAUGGAGUCAGUAGGGAGUUUGAAAUGUCUGGUGAAGUUGACAAUGGUGAAGAGCCAGUCCUAGCUGGAGGCAUCUGGAAAUGCGGCGAAUGUGACAACUUAGAAGAAUCGAACCUCGUGUACUCUGAAGUUAAUGAUGUCGAUAAAGAAAUGAUGUCGGACGAAUCAGUGGAUAUACAGAUCGGCCUCUCCCUACCAAACAUGAAGUGUGUGACAGUGACCUCAAACGUGGCUGGUAUCGUGAGGCGCGUCGCCGGCGCAUGCCGCGGCGACACCGUCACGCUCAGCGUUGCGCCGGCGCAGCAUUUCACUGUCCAAGUCUACAAUUAAAUAUUUUUAUGUGUCCCCGAAAUAUUAAGUAUGAGUUUUCAAAAGUC
Messenger RNA from Trichoplusia ni (cabbage looper), 614 nucleotides. RefSeq lists its product as uncharacterized. The record is from RefSeq and is a predicted model, not a curated record. NCBI's taxonomy places the organism in Eukaryota, Metazoa, Arthropoda, Insecta, Lepidoptera, Noctuidae. The transcript is spliced from 3 exons. The coding region runs from base 136 to 567 and encodes 143 amino acids.